Molecule: messenger RNA, 993 nt
Organism: Diceros bicornis minor
Lineage: Eukaryota; Metazoa; Chordata; Mammalia; Perissodactyla; Rhinocerotidae
Product: histone H2B type 1-C/E/F/G/I
Exons: 1
Coding region: 23-403 (126 amino acids)
Cellular component (GO): nucleosome
Molecular function (GO): protein heterodimerization activity; DNA binding; structural constituent of chromatin
Source: RefSeq, a predicted model, not a curated record
AGGUGGCGUGUACGUUUUUGCAAUGCCUGAACCAGCGAAGUCUGCUCCUGCCCCGAAAAAGGGCUCUAAAAAGGCGGUGACCAAGGCGCAGAAGAAAGACGGCAAGAAGCGCAAGCGCAGUCGCAAGGAGAGCUACUCCGUGUACGUGUACAAGGUGUUGAAGCAGGUUCAUCCCGACACCGGCAUCUCGUCCAAGGCCAUGGGCAUCAUGAACUCGUUCGUCAACGACAUCUUCGAGCGCAUCGCGGGCGAGGCGUCGCGCCUGGCGCAUUACAACAAACGCUCGACCAUCACGUCCAGGGAGAUCCAGACGGCCGUGCGCUUGCUGCUGCCCGGGGAGCUGGCCAAGCACGCCGUGUCCGAGGGCACCAAGGCUGUCACCAAGUACACCAGCUCCAAGUAAAUAUAGUGUGUAACAGCGCUAGCGAUUACAAAAGGCUCUUUUAAGAGCCACCCACGUUGUCUCAAAGAUCUGUAACUCCAAAUGUGAAAAUGGCUAGGGUAGUCAGUGUAAUAAAUCUCGGGACACAUUACUUCGUCUUACGGUUCGGAAAGAAGGCCCAAGAGUGCCUCUGUAGGCAGUUAACAUUGUGGUGUGUUCUACUUGGCUCCUACAUUUAGCUACUAAAAAACAACGUAGCCUGGAGUUCUCGUUUAUCUCGCUCAUCUAGAAUUGUCUCCACCUCGAGAGGUGUGUUUUCCCCGUUUUCAGUUUCAUUUUGUCAUCCCCAUUCCCCUUAAUGGGGAGUAACCAGGGGAAAAUAUGGAGUCUUAAAUAAUUUCGAGUGGCUUUUAAACAAAAAUGAGAAGAUUAGAUCAAUCGUGAGAAAACGAAACUACUUUUUGUAACUUCCUACUGUUAGUUUGCAAGCGGUUAGAGCUGCAUCUGAUAGAGAAACCACCUCUGCAGCUUGCGUUUGUAAACCACAGCAGAUCUCACCCAGUCUUUCUCAUACCUGCGUCGUUCAAGACCACUAAUUUUUUCACUGAAUG